AUGGCAAGUGUUUAUAAAAGUGAAAAGAAGAGGGGCUCAAAGGAGAAGGCAGAGACUGGAAAGAUGUGGCUACAAGCCAAAGAACAGCAAGAUUUGUUGGCAGCCUCCAAAAGCUGGAAGAAGCAAGGAAGCAGUCUUGCCUCUGAGAGAAACACAGGUCUGCUGACACCCUCAUUCCAGAAUCCUGGCUUCCAGAAAUUUCUGUUGUUACUUAGUUCAUCUCUGAAGAAAAUCAAUGAUUCAGCACAACCUACAGAAGUUAACAGACCCUUGCUUGCACUAGAGGGCACAAAGGUGGUGCUCUGCUGCCCUCCGGUCCAGGGCAGCCUUAUGAUGGUAAUAUGGACAAUACUCCUUAGAGACAGGCUUCCCUGCACCAGAGAUUACAGGGAAGAUACAAAAGAGACCCAUGAAAGAAACUGUUCUGACCUGAGAAUAACCUGGAUCUCCGGACGUGACCAGAACCCUGCCGUGCAGAUUGAUCCAGUGUCCCUCACUCACGAUGGGAAUUACACUUGUGAAUUGGUAACAGCUGAGGGGAAUUUCCGCUAUGGAUAUCACCUCCAGGUGUCAGUGCCCCCGAAGGUGAGCCUGGACCUGGGCAAGAACAGAACGACAGUCUGCAAGGCAGUCGCGGGGAAGCCGGCAGCACGGAUCUCCUGGACCCCAGGGGGAGACUGUGUCACUGAGAAAAAGCCGUGGGACAAUGACACUGUGACUGUCCAGAGUACAUGCCACUGGGCAGAAGGGGAUGUGUCUGCUGUGUCCUGCUCUAUUUUCCACUUGACUGGCAACAAGAGUCUGUCUAUAGAGUUGAGUCAAGAAUUGAAAAAAAGAGAAGUUACUCUAGUUGUUGGGGAGGAUGAAAUGCAGCCUUACGCCAGCUACACAGGGAAGAACAAUCCACUGUAUGAUACUACAAGCAGGGUGAAGAUACCUUAGAUGUUACAAGAGAAGGGGAUGGGUGGGGUCAACGUACUAAAUAAGUUACUGGAGCCUACCUUCAGGACAAAGACAUCAAGACAUAGUACAAUUACUGUUUUAAUUUUCUUAGUGUUCUAGAAUGGAAGACCUAUUCUUAAAAUGAACAUUUCAAAGAUUCUUCGCAGACAAGGAGCAUUUUAGAGGACUUGCAUUCAUGUCUCUAUGUAACUGAAAUUUUAGAAUCUUAAAUGCUACUAGAUAGUUCUCUGACGAACAGAUAUUACAAAGAAAUCAUAUGCUCAUCACAAAAUAUUCAAAUUGCUCGGUACAGUAGAUAACAGGAACCAAGUUUCCUCAAGAAAUAACUAUACAGGACUAUACAGACUAUGGAGUCUUUAACAGUGUUUAUGUAUUUGUCCAGAAAAUAUCAAUGUGCCAUGACAAGCCUGUAUACUUGUGGUACUUUUUAUGUCUAUUUAUAAUUCAUGUAUAUGUCAUUGUCAAAAACAAAUGGGGACAUUUCCAUAAUGCUGCCUUGUAUUUACAGAAAAUUAAUAAUACAUAUUAGUAAUCUUGGUGAUUCUUUUUAUAUUAACACAGGCAGAGCUACCUCAUUCUUUUUAGUGGCUAUGUAAAACUCCAUUGUUUGGAAUAUGUCAUAAUUUAAUUAACCACACCCCUGCUGGUGGACCUUUAGAUUGUUUUAUUGUUUGUUUUACUAUUAUUACCACAUAGAAUGUUUCUUGUAUAUUUAUCCCAAUAUUUGUUUGUCAUAUUUGUGGAAUGAAUUUCCUUGAGUAGGAUGCUAGGUCAAAAGGUUUGCACAGUUAUAUUAUUGGUUGAUAUGUCAAACUGUAUCAUUUUACAUUCCCUGCAGCCAGAUUGUAUUUUCCUUUUCUUAUAAUGUUAUUUUAACAUCUGCAGAGUGCCCAUUCCUGUUUCCAAUCAAACUGUUUGUAACAUGAUGUAAGAUUAUAAUAAAAAUUUC
Condylura cristata (star-nosed mole) is the source of this 1912-nucleotide messenger RNA. RefSeq names its product cell surface glycoprotein CD200 receptor 1-like. Bases 1 to 942 code for a protein of 313 amino acids. Gene Ontology annotation, biological process: regulation of neuroinflammatory response. The record is from RefSeq and is a predicted model, not a curated record. Lineage: Eukaryota; Metazoa; Chordata; Mammalia; Eulipotyphla; Talpidae. The transcript is spliced from 6 exons. Gene Ontology annotation, cellular component: external side of plasma membrane. Gene Ontology annotation, molecular function: signaling receptor activity.